Messenger RNA from Oreochromis niloticus (Nile tilapia), 3003 nucleotides. RefSeq names its product MOB kinase activator 2a (gene mob2a). The record is from RefSeq and is a predicted model, not a curated record. Lineage: Eukaryota; Metazoa; Chordata; Actinopteri; Cichliformes; Cichlidae. Bases 766 to 1476 code for a protein of 236 amino acids. The transcript is spliced from 5 exons.
AUAACGCCCAAGCCCGCUAAGAUCCACAUCCACAGGACGGUAAUCGUUCCAUUAGCGCGUGAACGUGUUUGGUGUUGGAUUUGUCUUCGUUGCGUGAUCACGCCAAACCAACCGGUUUUACCCCCACUAUUUUUAAUUCCCCAACUACAUAUCCCAUUGCAUCUGCGUUCACACGCAUUUUACGCACAAGAGACAGAGUGGGUCGGGUCUGUGUUUACUUCCGGACUCCGAUUUAGACUUCGUUCAGAAAGCAGCAGCAGCUCCAGUGAAGGUUCAGGCUGGCAGCUAGCACAGUGGCCAUACAAGGCUUCAUGACAGAGGUUACCGGUCUGACCAGCGACAUCCCAGUGGUCAAGUCUAACGCGGCGCUACUGAAUACUGGACACACCGCGACGCAAGACAGACUCGCACUGCUGCUCUCCUCUCCUCAUCUUGCCUUCGUGCUCAAAGUCACUCAAUGCUUCAAUCCCGCUACCAGCUAACAGACUGAUCCGACUGUGUUCCUGCCGCUUCAUGAUCCGAGCUAACUGGGGGAUCAAAACAAGAACAAUCGCUUGAAGUUCAAGCGGCGUUUGCGUUUGAGCGGCCGGGAUCCAUCGACUGGGAAGAGACGCGGGCCCCGCGGGGAAAGAGCAACAGGACUCGGGGGGCCAGUCAGCUAGUGUAGCGAGGGUGGUGGCUGGAUAAACUAGGGGGUUGCCUCCAGCUCCUGGUGGAUUUAUCCCCUGCCAGCUAACAUUAGCUAAGCUAGCCACAAACAGCACCAUGGAUUGGUUAAUGGGGAAGUCCAAAACGAAGCCAAAUGGAAAGAAGCCACCAGCAGAGGAGAAGAAACAGUACUUGGAACCAGAGUUCACGAAAGUCCGCGUGGUGGACUUCGACCUUAAGGAACUGGUGGUGCUGCCCAGAGAGAUAGAUCUCAACGAAUGGCUAGCCAGCAACACAACAACAUUCUUCAAUCUUAUCAACCUUCAGUACAGCACUAUCUCAGAGUUCUGCACUGGGGAGAUCUGUCAAGCCAUGACGGCCUGCAACACAAUAUACUACUGGUAUGACGAGAAGGGGAAGAAGACGAAGUGCACUGCUCCACAAUAUGUAGACUUUGUAAUGAGUCUUUGUCAGAAACUGGUCACAGAUGAGGAAAUCUUUCCCACAAAAUAUGGCAAAGAGUUCCCCAACUCCUUUGAGUCCUUGGUAAAGAAGAUCUGCCGGUACCUGUUCCACGUGCUGGCUCACCUCUACUGGGCGCACUUUAAAGAGACGGUGGCUCUGGAACUGCAGGGCCACUUGAACACUCUGUAUGCACAUUUCAUCGUUUUCGUAAGGGAAUUCAACCUGGUCGACCCCAAGGAGACCUGUAUCAUGGACGACCUGUCCGAAAUCCUCUGCACCCCUGCCCCGCUGCCAGCACUAACCCCGGCCCCCUCCGCCACAGCACCCUCCCCUUCUUCACAAAACCACGUGACGGAGAGAUGAGCGGGGGCGGUGGUGAAACGGCAGCCGCGGGGUGUUAGAAGAUCAGAUGGAGAAGGACAGACAGCCAGGCCCCCUUCCUUGGUGCAAGCAGGACUUAAGAGACCUUCCACUACCCUUAUAUUUCGCUACAACUCCAACCAACCAGCCGGAAGGAAAGGGGGGGAGGGGGGAUUUUUCAAGGGGAGGGUUGGGGUGGCGGGGGAGGGGUUUGUCACGCCAGCAGGAAUUGGCGUGAGCGUUCCUCCGAGGGACAAAUUCCUCCCACCUUCUCUGCAAUUUAAACUAGGAACAAAAAGUAUGUGUAUGUUUUAUUUUUUGGUUUUUAUUUUCUUUUAUUUUUUGUUGACUUUUUAUUUUUGGUUUGAGAGGGAGGUGCAGUGUGUUUGUCAGCACUUCACCUCCCUCUGUCCUCUGCCUAACAUACAGUACAGGAAGGGGGGCUCUGCUUUGCUUCGACCUACUAUUGUACAGUGUUGUUGAUGUGUGGAGAAGAGGCAUCUCUGCUGACUUGUGGGCUUGUCCUUCCCUCCUUCGGCAGUGGGAGGCGGCCUACAGGUGCACGGCCACUACCCUGGCCAGUAGGGAGCCAUGUUACUGCCUGACAGGGGCGAUACUAGCCAAUCACUGUUUUGGGUUGUUUAUGUGGGGGAUGAUUAAAGCGCUUCCUACUCAGGACCUGAGAGAAUAGUCACUGCUGCCAGAGAGACUCUACUCAUUUUCAUUCUCUAUCCCUUGUUCACCAGACUGCUCAGACAGAUGUCGAUUGUGUUUAACUACAAUAUAGUCAAAUAAUCACCAGGGGAACCCCUUAACAAAAAAUAUCCCAGAGCCUACCUUUAGAGGGCAGCAAAGAUGUGGAGGAUGCCACAGAAACAGGGAGACGAAGAAGAGAAUAUAAAGAUUGUAUGAGAGAUAUUUAAUCCUAUCAGAGAAUCGGGACUUUGAGACAGAUUGGUGCCUGUAUAAGGUGAAUCAGAGCUGUUUGCUGGUGUCUGACACAGCAGCAGCCCCUUAACCCACCAACAACAUCUCCACCCACUCACUCCAGCAGCACAGAAGGACAAAGACAUGAGGUAAUGUCUGCAGGCGCAGAGAGGGGGAGAGAGGGACGGAGUGAGAGGUGAGGGCAAUGGUGUGACGCUGCUCUGCUGUUUAAACCAGUAAUUCCAGUGCAAAAUAAAAGUCUAUUUUAUUUUUACCAGUCCCUUUAAAUUUGCUUUUUUUAUAUAUAUAUCAGAGGAAAAAUUACUUUGGAAAUGAUCACAGUAUCAUUACACAUGUAUAGAAAAUGCACAGUCUGCUUGGACUUUACUGUACAAAGAAUCACAAGCGGGUUCUGUCAGAAAUAGCCUCUGUGUGGAGGAGGAUUGAAUUUAUAAUUCUCCUUUUUUUAUUUAUUUUAACUUUUUUUGCAGGGUUCCUCAGUUCUGGCUCUUGUUUUUAUGUAUUUUAAUUAUUAACUAAGUUAAAAGCAAUUUAAUAUUUUAAGCUCUGCGGAUUAUAAUCUAAUAAAAGAGAGAAAUGCCA